AUGGCUAGAACCAAGCAGACUGCUCGUAAAUCCACCGGUGGCAAAGCCCCCAGGAAGCAGCUGGCCACCAAGGCAGCUAGGAAGAGCGCUCCCGCCACCGGAGGCGUUAAGAAGCCUCACCGUUACAGGCCCGGCACCGUGGCUCUCAGAGAGAUCCGUCGUUACCAGAAAUCCACUGAGCUGCUCAUCCGCAAGCUGCCCUUCCAGCGCCUAGUCCGAGAAAUCGCUCAGGACUUCAAGACCGACUUGCGCUUCCAGAGCUCGGCUGUCAUGGCUCUGCAGGAGGCCAGCGAGGCUUAUCUGGUGGGGCUCUUCGAGGACACCAACCUGUGCGCCAUCCACGCAAAGAGGGUCACCAUCAUGCCUAAAGACAUCCAGCUGGCCCGCCGCAUCCGCGGAGAGCGAGCAUAA
Messenger RNA from Nothobranchius furzeri (turquoise killifish), 411 nucleotides. Its product is annotated as histone H3. Lineage: Eukaryota; Metazoa; Chordata; Actinopteri; Cyprinodontiformes; Nothobranchiidae. Gene Ontology annotation, cellular component: nucleosome. The record is from RefSeq and is a predicted model, not a curated record. Gene Ontology annotation, molecular function: DNA binding; protein heterodimerization activity; structural constituent of chromatin.